AUCAGUACUAUAGAUAUUGUGGGAAACAAGUUCUUCUACAAUGAUACAGGAGAACAAUUCUUCCUCAAGGGCAUUGCCUAUCAAAGAUCCAGAAGAGAAGGGGAGGACUUUGAUAGAAGUAAAGAAGUUCCCUACAUUGACUCUUUAGCCAAUAUUACUACUUGUUUAAGGGAUUUGCCUCUUUUAGUUGAACUUGGCGUCAACGUUAUCAGAGUUUACCAGAUUGAUCCAAAUGCUGACCACGACAUUUGUAUGAAUGCUUUGGCAAGUAAGGGAAUCUACGUCUUGGCUGAUAUGGCAGAAUCUGAAAUGUCUAUUGUCAGAAACAACCCAAAUUGGGAUACUACUCUCUAUACACGUUAUACUUCUGUUGUCGAUGCUUUGCACAAAUACAACAACUUGUUGGGAUUGAUUGCUGGUAACGAAGUCACCAACACAAAGUACAAUACCGAUGCUUCUCCCUUUGUGAGAGCUGCAAUCAGGGAUGUCAGGAAGUACAUUAAGAACAGCGGCUACAGAAAGAUUCCUCUUGGUUAUGCUUCUAACGACGAUCCCGAGAUUAGAAAACUGCUUUCCAAUUACUUUGUCUGUGAAGACCCAGCUACGAGAUGUAGCACUGCUGACUUUUUUGGGCUUAACACUUAUGAAUGGUGUGGCUACUCCACUUACGCCACUUCUGGCUAUCGUGAUCUCACCAUUGAAUAUUCCAAGUUUCCAGUUCCAAUUUUCUUUAGUGAGUUCGGCUGUAAUGCUGUGUCUCCGCGUCCCUUUACAGAAGUUGAAGCUCUCUACGGAAGUACAAUGGCAAAGGUAUGGUCUGGAGGAAUUGUUUAUGAAUACUUUCAAGAAGUUAACAACUACGGUGUGGUCAAGGAAAAUGAUGAUGGUUCAGUUGCCAAAUUGGAAGACUUUGAGUUUCUUAAGCAGAGAUAUAAUAGUGUGAUUCCUCAAGGCAUAACCGCUGCUGAAGAAUCGGCAAGAGAAAUUCCAAAACUCAAUUGUCUGGGACAAAAUGACAUUUGGAAAGCAAACACCAGUCUUCCUCUAAUACCCAGUAGUGGCAAGUGUGAUUGUAUCUAUGAACUGUUCAAGUGUACCGCUAAUCCUGCCAAUCUUGACAACGACUUGUUGAAGGAGAUAUGUUCCAAUAUUGACUGCUCUGAAAUUAGUGCCAAUGGAACUACAGGCGUCUAUGGUCCUUAUUCUGAUUGCCUGCUCCAACAGAAACUUUCCUAUGUUUUGAACAAACAAUACAUUGAAGGAGGAAACAAGACAGAAUUGUGCGAUUAUGAUGGAAAA
Scheffersomyces stipitis CBS 6054 is the source of this 1299-nucleotide messenger RNA. It is a transcript of the gene PGA5, whose product is annotated as 1,3-beta-glucanosyltransferase. Gene Ontology annotation, molecular function: 1,3-beta-glucanosyltransferase activity. Lineage: Eukaryota; Fungi; Ascomycota; Pichiomycetes; Serinales; Debaryomycetaceae. The annotation marks the transcript as partial. Gene Ontology annotation, biological process: fungal-type cell wall (1->3)-beta-D-glucan biosynthetic process. The transcript has a single exon. Gene Ontology annotation, cellular component: cytoplasm; fungal-type cell wall. The record is from RefSeq and is a predicted model, not a curated record.